Rangifer tarandus platyrhynchus (Svalbard reindeer) is the source of this 1329-nucleotide messenger RNA. NCBI's taxonomy places the organism in Eukaryota, Metazoa, Chordata, Mammalia, Artiodactyla, Cervidae. The record is from the annotation of a GenBank genome assembly.
AUGGAUGAUGAUGAUUUUGGUGGUUUUGAGGCUGCAGAGAUUUUUGAUGGUGGAAAUGGGGAAACCCAAACUACAUCUCCUGCCAUUCCUUGGGCUGCUUUUCCUGCAGUAUCUGGAGUCCAUCUUUCUCCAGCUUCUCCUGAGAUUGUAUUGGACCAUGACCACACUUCCCCUUCAGUUGGCUGCCUCUCUUCUGAGCCCAUUAUUGCAUCACCAGAGAAUACACAUGCAGAUAACAGCAUUGGCAGUCAGACUCUUCCUAAAGCACAGAUUCAGCAAUCAACACACACUCAUCUGGAUAUCUCACUUUUUCCACUGGGUUUAACUGAUGAGAAAAGUAAUGGAACAAUUGCUCUUGUGGAUGAUUCUGAGGAUCCUGGAGCCAAUGUAUCAAACAUACAGCUUCAGCAGAAAAUUUCCACUCUGGAGAUGAAACUCAAAGUUUCUGAAGAAGAAAAACAGAGAAUUAAAAAGGAUGUGGAAUCAUUGAUGGAGAAACAUAGUAUCUUAGAAAAAGAUUUCCUUAAAGAAAAAGAGCAAGAGGCCAUUUCUUUUCAAGAUAGAUACAAAGAACUUCAGGAAAAGCAUAAACAAGAAUUGGAAGAUAUGAGGAAAGCGGGACAUGAAGCCCUCAGCAUUAUAGUGGAUGAAUAUAAGGCACUACUACAGUCUUCAGUUAAGCAACAAGUAGAAGCUAUUGAAAAGCAGUACAUUUCUGCAAUUGAGAAACAAGCUCACAAGUGUGAAGAGUUGUUAAAUACUCAGCAUCAGAGGCUCCUUGAAAUGCUUGACACAGAGAAGGAACUGUUAAAAGAAAAAAUAAAGGAAGCUUUGGCUCAGCAAUCUCAAGAACAGAAGGAAAUACUGGAAAAAUGUUUGGAGGAAGAAAGGCAAAAAAAUAAAGAAGCAUUAAUAUCUGCAGCAAAGCUUGAGAAAGAAGUGGUGAAGGAUGCAGUUUUAAAAGCUAUAGAAGAAGAAAGAAAACAUUUGGAAAAUGUCCAUGCUGAAGAAAGGGCGCUAUGGAAGACUGAGCACGCAAAAGAUCAAGAGGAAAUGUCUCAGGCAAUUCAAAAAGCUGUACAAGAGCAGAGAGAAAUUAGUCAGGAAACAGUUAAGGCAGCAAUAAUAGAAGAGCAGAAACGAAGUGAAAAGGCUGUGGAAGAGGCAGUGAAGAGAACAAGAGAUGAACUGAUAGAGUAUGUAAAGGAACAGAAAAGGCUUGACCAAGUCAUCCGCCAAAGAAGCCUGUCCAGUUUGGAACUGUUCCUUUCCUGUGCUCAGAAACAGUUAAGUGCUUUAAUAGCUACAGAACCAGUUGACAUUGAAUAA